AUGGCCCCCACGCAGACCAUGCCCAGUCACAGUCCCAUACCGGAGACGUCGACUUCGCACCCACACGACCCAAUUCCCAUUGAGCCUCGCACCAUUCCCCAGCUCUCCCUGCGCCCGGCCGAGUCACAGCCACAGCCCGAGCAGACGUCACCUAAGUCGCCCAAGUCGUCGGGCGAGUCGAUCCUAUGGAGCACCAACAGCAGCGAUGAGUCGGAAGCAGCCGUGACUCCCGCGACCGAGCCCGACCGCGCCGUCGACGAGGUGGUCGACAAGCUCGAGGACCUUCCUGCCGCGGCCGUAAACUUCAAUGGGCAGGCGCGGCCCCGACGCGCCUCCACCACGCUCAUCUCAGACAGCCCGACCGACAUCAGACGGAUCCUGGGCGAUGGCGAGACGGCCACAAAGCUCAUAAGCCAGUGCUGCGGCGGCGGAUGCUGUCUGCUCAAGACAUUGGCCCCAGAUGCCUCCUCUGACACCUUCGUGCCUGUCGUCGUACCCGAUAAUGCCGCCUUCAGGAGCCUCAACCUGCGUUUGGGCCCGCUGUCCCUCGACAGCGAGCUCACAGACACGACGCCAUUGCCGCCGGUGAACAUGUCCUUUGAGGGUCUCCCGAAGGAAACCAAGCACGUGUCCGAGGUCCACAAGACGCCGCCCAAGUACGUCCAGCCGCACCCGCCAUACCAGGUCUACUCUGCGCCGCUGUACCACGCCCGCGAGUUGACCAAGCCGGGCGCCGAGAAGAGGACAUACCACUUCGACAUCGACGUCACCGACUACCCCGACGAGGGCGGCGUUGACUUCAAGGUCGGCGGUGCGAUUGGCAUCUGUCCACCAAACUCACAGGAGAUCGUCGACGAGCUCUUCGACAUUCUCUGCAUCCCCAAGUUUGUCCGCGACAAGCCAGUCACACUCAAGACGUCGACCGGACGAUGGCCGACCAUCUGGGGCGAGGACCAGCCCCGCGAGCUGAGCACCACGCGCCGCGAACUACUAACCUGGUGUGUAGACGUGCAGUCCCACCCGCCUACGAAGAAUCUCCUACGCGUCAUGGCUGAGCACGCAGAUGCGCCAAACGAGAAGAAGAUUCUCACAUACCUCUGCUCCGCGCAGGGUCAAGCAGCUUUCUGCGAUCUACGAACCUCCUCGCACCUCACACUCGCACAGCUGCUCAACGCCUUCCCAUCCUCGAAGCCGCCGCUACCAGACCUCCUCUCUGUCCUCACUCAGCUCAUGCCACGCUUCUACUCCCUGUCGAACGACCCUCACGUCUCAUCUGCACGCCCUGGCCUCCCCGGCAAGCGCCGCCUCAUCGAAAUGGCCGUCACCAUCCACGAGACGCCUAAUUGGCAGCCCGAACGCCCAACGCGCACAGGCGUAGGAAGCGGCUUUAUGGAACGCAUGGCUCACACCUUCAUAUCGGCGGAGAACGAGGGCAUCGACCCCAGGAGCAUCCUCGAUCUGCGCAUCCCCAUGUUCCGAGGACUCAUGGCCAACCCACUCUCCAAGCAAUUCGGGGGUGAGGGCCCAAUGGUGCUCAUUGGCGCUGGUGUCGGCAUGGCUCCCUUCCGAGGCUUCAUCUUGAACAGGCUGAAGAACGCCAACUGCGCCAACAAGAUCUGGCUGAUCCAGGGUGUGCGCGAUUCCAUGCUGGAUGAGCUGUACUCUGGCGAGCUUGGCGAUCACGAGAAGGAGAUCAAGAAAGUCGUGCAGAGCCGCAAGGUCAAGACUGGCGAAUCGAGCGAAGUCAAGUACGUCCAGGACGAGGUGCGCGUGCAGGCCGAUAUUGUGUGGUUCGUCAUCAACGCGCUUGACGGCCGCAUUUUCGUCUGCGGCAGUAGCAAGGGCAUGGGCGAGGGUGUGGAAGAGUCGCUUAUGGAAGUUGCCAUGCAGAAGGGCGGCAUCAGCAGAGCCCAGGCGAAGGAGUUCUGGGCACAGAAGAAGCUGGAUGGCCAGUACAUUGCCGAAACUUGGUAAUUUCAAACGAUCGUCUCAAACUUGUAUAUACCAUAUCACGAUCUCGCACCUGGACCGUUUUUCCUAUAAGUGCAUCAUCACAUCUGGCAAAGAAAAAGGCGUCAACAUAGACAAAGCAUCAUGCGCGGGCACACACAUUGUUAUUAGAUGAUUUCAGAGCCAUCUCUCGCGAAACGGGGAGUUUAUCGGAGCCCGACACCUUUCUGAAGACAUACGAGCAUGGCGUUUCACAUUUGGGUGGAGUUUUGAAUUUUGACUGGCCGUAAUUUGACGGCUUUGUAGUUGAAAUUGGCAGGGGAAAGAGAACGGCUUGUGUUGAUAGUUGAUAAUAAAGAGAUGUCAUAUUA
Parastagonospora nodorum SN15 is the source of this 2321-nucleotide messenger RNA. RefSeq lists its product as hypothetical. NCBI's taxonomy places the organism in Eukaryota, Fungi, Ascomycota, Dothideomycetes, Pleosporales, Phaeosphaeriaceae. Gene Ontology annotation, cellular component: cytosol. Gene Ontology annotation, molecular function: FMN binding; [methionine synthase] reductase (NADPH) activity; flavin adenine dinucleotide binding. The transcript is spliced from 2 exons. Gene Ontology annotation, biological process: homocysteine metabolic process. The record is from RefSeq and is a predicted model, not a curated record. Bases 1 to 1974 code for a protein of 657 amino acids.